GCUACCUAAUUGCUAACCAGCGAGACCGAUUUGCCUAUAUUUUUGAGACAUUUGAAGAUGCACUGAAGAUAAAACAGCACCGUGGAUUAUAGGUGGUAAUUUGGGAUUCGAUAAAAAUGGUUAUGUGUUACAUGUACACGAUGUUGGUAAAGUGGAUCCACGAAGUCUCGUUGGUAGCGGCCGUGUUUCCGAACUCUGCAUCGCUGCUAUCUAUGAUUGCGAGGGAACGCAAUGUCUUAUGAGAUCGGAGGAGGCGAAACGUGGUCGAAAACUUGGCGCCGUAGUGAUCAUCGACCUCAGUGGAUUCUCAUUCGACGUAAUUUUUCAUAUCCCUGCUACCCGAAUUUACACGACAGCUCUUAUGCUGAUGCAGGAUCUGUUUCCGGACACGGCAAUAAGAUUAUAUGUUGUAAAUGCCCCAUUAGCUGUUAACGUUCUGUUGCAUAUGGUAAAAAUGGAGACCCUGGAAGCGCUGGAAAUCUUGGGUAGCGACUGGAAAGAAGUACUGGUGAAAAGACACGGUGCUGAGUGCUUGCCGAAAAGCUGUGGUGGCUUGAAAAGUGAUGAAAUUUUGCGCAAAGGCGGUGUGGUGCCGGAUCUUGUAAAGGCGCAAAUCAAACGGGUGCAUAUACCAGCAGAAAAGCUUACCAAAGUGACAGUGGGUGCACGUGAAAUAAUAGCCGUACCCAUUAAAGUGCAGAAGCAGCAUUCAAAGCUUUCCUGGUACUUCACCUGUUCAUCUGGUGAUAUCGACUUUUCCGUUGUAUUUGAAGAGCAGGAGGUUUGGCCACGUUUCCGGAUUUCAACCGAAUUUUCGCCGGAAUUCAAUGAGAUAGUAUGUAAAAAACCAGGAACUUAUGAACUGCUAUUUUCGAACAAGCAUGGUCGUCUCUGGAACAAGCAUAUAUAUUACAGUAUUGAAGUCAGUGAGCCCAUGAAUUAACU
Gongylonema pulchrum is the source of this 945-nucleotide messenger RNA. NCBI's taxonomy places the organism in Eukaryota, Metazoa, Nematoda, Chromadorea, Rhabditida, Gongylonematidae. The record is from the annotation of a GenBank genome assembly.